UCGAAUCAAUGGUGACAAUAGACGCAAUUAAAAGCAAAUUCAAAACAAAACAUCAUUUGAAAUCAAAUUGAAUUUAAUUGAAAUGUGAUCGACUUUGAUCCGUAUACAUAGUUUAAGUAGAAAAGAAAAUGGAAAAAACAAAUCAUGUGGAUUUAUCUCAUCACAAAAAACGUGAAUACUGUACAAAUCGACUGAGAUAUCGUGAUGGACGUAAACUUACAGCUGUUAAGGUAUAUACGGUUGUAAAUGAAUCAAAACAUUUAAUGGUAUUUGGUGUACCACGUAUAAAUCUCUAUCAAGAAAUUAAACAGCUGUUUGCAAAGCAUGGCAAAUUAACCGAAGUGAAAAGAGUAACCGAUGAACUAAAAGCAAAUGAUACCGUUCAAAUCGAACAAUUCACCGACUGCUACUAUGUGAAAUAUGAGAAAGUGCAUCAAGCGCGCUUAGCUAAAGCAAGAAUUGAUCGCAAGAACUUUUAUGGAGGUAUACUUCAUGUUUCCUAUGCACCUGAAUAUGAAACUGUUUCUGAUGUACGCGAAAAGCUGAAGUAUAGAAAACAAGACGUAUUAUAUCGUUUGAAGCAAAACACAAGGGAGAUAGCAAAUGAAUAAAAUCACACUUAUGAUACUUUUUGAUUUACUUAUUAGAUCUUGAGCAUUUACCUCCAAAUAACCAAAUGUAUGAAAAGAAAAUGAAAAAGAAAACAACAACAAAAUUUUUAAAAGGAAAUAAAAUAUAAAUAUAUAUAAAUUGCUAAGUUCUUAUGCAGGGGACGCCAUCAACAAUUUAUUUCCAGUCGAUUCACAAAUUUAGUUCUACCUCCUUCACUCGUUCAUGUAAUUAAGCAAAAAUACAAACUUUAUCAUGGCAAGCUCAUCGUCGUCAUCACAACCCGAGCCGGAACGUAAAAUAACUUCAAUAUUGCAGCAUGAUAAAAAGUUAUUUGGUGAAGCGAAAGAAUUGAACGUUGAACGUCUACCGACGUAUGGCGAUAUUUUGUUACAUUAUUUUUUCUUGCGAGAAAACUAUUUCAAAGACAACCCACACAUUUCAUUCAAAUCAAUAACUCCUCAUGUGGCGGAUAAAAUUGUUGAAAUUUGGAAUAAUCUUCCAACGCCAAUUAUUCAAAGAAAAUCUAUUCGCACAAAAUUAGACCGUUUCAUGAACAAAUAUAGGGAAGCAUCAAAACACAAAUCCGAAUCACCCCAUCGUCUUGUUGAUUUUCGUGGUUUGCUAGGAAAUUUGUUUUGGGUUUCAAAAUGUAAUUGCGAUUUAUUAACAACGGAUUGCACAUGUAAAAAUACACCUAUAUUCGUGAAAACAUUUAUUGUGGACCAGAUGACAGAUAGAAAUGUCACUAUUACUGAAUUUCUUGAAACCGUACCACAGCCAACAUUAUUAACAGUAACAACUUCAGAAGUGGCUACAUCAGACGAGACUUGGCAACCCGAAUUACCUAUGGGUGCAAGUAGUAUGGAUUUUGACCGUGAUAAAAGUGUACAUUCCAAUGUACUUCAACGUUAAAUAUUACAAUUCAAUUGCAUAUGGAAGUGUUUUGUUCUUCAAAUUUAUACAAUUGACGAAUUAUCUGCCACCGAAUUUACUUUCCGUUGUUCAUAGUGUAAUGCAAGACAAUAGCUUCUUUGCUAGCUCUGAAAAUGUUUUGCUAGCAAUGAUUUGUUCCAAUGUGAAACCUAUACGUCAAAUGGCAAUCGACAAAAUAAAACAUAUCCGAAAUGAUCUCGAUCGGACAACAUUGAGAGAUUACAAAAAACCGAAAAUAAAUUGCGACAUCGGUGGAAUUGAGAGAAAAAAGGCCCAAAACUGAGAGCAAACGAGACUUGAAAUAAUUUUUAAUAUUCUAUAUUGUUUAAGUUUUCAUUCAAAUUUCAUCAAUUAUUAUUUUUCAAUCAAAAUGAAUUGAUUAAAAUUAUUAAAAUUAGGUUUAAAUGUUUGAAUUUGGACUACACUGAUGCAAAUAAACUUAAAAUGUUUCGUAUA
Molecule: messenger RNA, 2001 nt
Organism: Contarinia nasturtii (swede midge)
Lineage: Eukaryota; Metazoa; Arthropoda; Insecta; Diptera; Cecidomyiidae
Product: RNA-binding protein 48
Exons: 5
Coding region: 129-611 (160 amino acids)
Cellular component (GO): nucleoplasm
Molecular function (GO): RNA binding
Source: RefSeq, a predicted model, not a curated record